AUGGGCAAGAAAAAACAGAAGUUAGUGCGUCAUACUGCUGAGCAGCUUGCAGACACGCCUUCAGCCAACAUCCACACGGCCUCCAUGUACACAUUCCAAUCUGGCAAGCCCUUAGUACGCACGGAGUCCCUGGUUGGCGCCCAUGUUGCUCCCACAACUGUCCCCCCUACGACUCUUCUCCGUAAUGAGGAUUCACCACCAGCAUCUAACCAAUGGCAAAUAUACCAAGCUGGCUCUUUCCUCGACUAUAUGCCGAUUCCUGACGAGUUUCGCGUCGAGACUGAGACUUCGAAGAGGAAACGCACAGCCGGGGUAACAUGGCAGCCGGAAUGCCCCACAUUUUUGGACGAGAUGAUUCGCCUGGAAGGCCGCGGAGAUUACGCCGAGGAUUCUGUCUGUCGACACUGUCAAGAACAUGCCCCAACCAUCCGAUGCGCAGAUUGCUUCUUACAGGAACUCUACUGCCCUUCACGCUGGAAUGGUAACUACUUCGAACGAAUCACCCUCAAGUCAUUGGGGUUACGCAUUCAGCUGGGGCACCGUAUCGGAGACACGUGCUGCAACCCUCACCGUGCGUUCAAUGACGACUUCAUAAUAAUCGACUCGACUGGAAUACAUGAAGUGGGACUGGAUUUCUGUGCUUGUGGGACCAUGCAAACACACGUUAAGCAACUGCUACGCUCUCGACUCUUUCCAGCAACCGUUACUGACCCCAAAACUGCGGCUACUUUCGGCGUGCUCGAACAGUAUCACUUACUGUCUUUUGAGUCUAAAGCCUCCGCGUUUGAGUUCUAUCAAGCCCUCGCGCACUUAUCCAACAAUACGGGCAUGGAUCCGCCAAAGGACCGUUAUCCUACAUUCUUGCGAGUAGUGCACGAAUGGCGAAUCCUCAAGUUGCUCAAACGUUUCGCUCGGGGACACUGUCCGGAUGGCGUCGUGACAACAGAGCCUGGACAGUGCGCAGUGCUCUGCCCUGCCUGUCCGCACCCCGGAAAAAACCUGCCGGAGAACUGGGAGAACGCCUCGCUUGAUAAGCGAUGGCUGUAUGCUUUAUUCGUUGGCAUCGAUGCCAACUUCCGUCUGAAGCGGAAGUUGGUAUCAAGUGAUAUUGUUGAUCCUGGAGUCAGUAAGGGAUGGUCGUAUUUUGUGGAGGAGAAGGCGUACAAAUCAUAUCUAGAAGACAAUAAAGACCGGAACCAGGAGCGCAGUACAUGCGCCAGUCACAAUGCUGUGAAUAUGGCCGAUACAAAGAAGUCUAGAGGCCUUGCCGCUACAGGUGUUGGGACGGUGGAUUGUGCCAGGCACAAUAUGAAACUUCGCAACGCAGUUGGUGACUUACAGAAGGGCGAGAAGUACAUUAAUAUGGAUUACCUAUUUUUUUCGGCAAUGAAACACCACGACGUCAUCGUUCUCAACAUAUCAUACGAUAUCGCGUGUCAAUGGUCCAAGCAUCUGUGGUCGCGGAUGUCAAAGCUUCCUUCCGCGUUUCAUCUGGAUCACGACAACAAACAGGUCAACUUUCUUAUUCCAAAAUUCCAUCUACCGGCCCACAUCGAGCCAUGCCAGAUUGAUUUUUCUUUUAAUUUCUCUCGGCAUGUUGGUCAUACUGAUGGCGAAGCUCCGGAACGCGGGUGGGCUAAUAUUAACCCGAUCGCAUCAAGCACCAAGGAGAUGGGCCCAGGCUCUCGGCGUGAUACACUCGAUGACCAUUUCGGUGAUUGGAAUUGGAAGCGUGUUGUCCAGCUUGGACGACUCACUGCUCGAAAAUUAGCAAACGCCGUGGAGCAAAAAGCCGAUCAUCAACGCGAGCUUUUGGAACUUGAAAGCUGCCUGCAAGCACAAGAUAUUUCCGAAUGGAGAAUUGACAUAGAGGCUUGGGAACUGGAUCGCAUGCAGCCAAAUCCAUUCAAGGUCCGAGUAGCACAUAUGUGUUUUUCCGAGACACAGGCUGCUAUUCGUCUAGAACUCGCACGUAUUGAAGCCGCAGAACUUGAGUCUGGCACAAAUGUCUCCCUUCAUGCAGAAGUCCCCCCCUCGGUAUUAAUCAGUUCUGCAAUUGACCUAGAAGAUCAACAACGACCACUCGGCGCCCAUGCAACCGACCACCAACUCGCUAAGGUCCAGCUGCAUGCCAAUACAUUACGCAGGAAAGUUGAUGGGUGGCAGGAGAUCCAAUUGCUUUAUAUGCCAUUCGUGUCUCGCCUACGCGCCAAUGAAGAUUGUGCACGCUCCUCUACGGAUGCAACACCCGCUGUCGAAGCUAUUAAUCUGUGGCUACCAUCUGCAGUCGGCCCAGACACACAGUGUCCUACUCAGCUUCAUCGCUUCGAAUGGAUGUUACGCUACGCCCAAGCAAAUGAUGCGUUAAAGGACAUUCGAAAUCUUUUGCGUCUCCGCUCACACCUAUAUAAAUUCAAGGAUAACAACAUCGUCGGCCAAGCAGCUAAUACCCGCGCAAGAAGUACUAUCAAUAAGACCGAUGUCAAAGUCAGCAUGGCCGCUGAGCGUUAUGAAGUUGCGAGGGCGGCGCUCACUGCUCUGGCGCAGAUUCUCGAUGAAGGCCCGGCCUGGCAAGAUAUAUUCAAGCCUCUCAAUCGCAACAGGGACCUGAAAUCGUUGAAGGACAUGUGGGAAAAGGAGACGGAGGGGACGAGACACCUGUCGUGGAUCUGGAAGACACCGGGGGUGGCAGAGGACGCCAGUGUUGGCCUACAUGAUGCCCUUCGUAUCGAAUGGUGCAAGGCGCGCGCGCGCGCGAUGCGAUGGGAGGAGGAGGUCAAUUUGCUGAAGGAGGAGCAACGGCGGGUCAUUGCAUUCCUGGACUGGCAGGCAGACUGGUGGUGGUGUCAAAGACAAGGCCGCGAUUCAGAACACUUGGAUGACUGCUUGAGGGAAGGUUUGAAGGCCUAUGCCGAAUGCCAGGCAUCGCUGCGCAGGGCUUUAUCGGCUCAAUUUCAGGCAUUGUGGACGACACCUACCCUCCCAGCAGCAACAAGCAUCGACACAGCAACAUUCACUGUUUGA
Suillus discolor is the source of this 3024-nucleotide messenger RNA. RefSeq lists its product as uncharacterized. NCBI's taxonomy places the organism in Eukaryota, Fungi, Basidiomycota, Agaricomycetes, Boletales, Suillaceae. The transcript is spliced from 12 exons. The coding region runs from base 1 to 3024 and encodes 1007 amino acids. The record is from RefSeq and is a predicted model, not a curated record.